Messenger RNA from Lipotes vexillifer (Yangtze River dolphin), 1503 nucleotides. RefSeq names its product WD repeat domain 37 (gene WDR37). The record is from RefSeq and is a predicted model, not a curated record. Bases 19 to 1503 code for a protein of 494 amino acids. Lineage: Eukaryota; Metazoa; Chordata; Mammalia; Artiodactyla; Lipotidae. Gene Ontology annotation, molecular function: protein binding. The transcript is spliced from 14 exons.
UAUCACCUUUCAGAAGUAAUGCCCACAGAAAGCGGGAGUUGUUCAACUGCUCGCCAAGCAAAACAGAAACGCAAAUCUCACAGCCUUUCCAUACGAAGAACUAACAGCUCAGAGCAGGAGAGGACUGGCCUGCCGAGAGACAUGUUAGAGGGACAAGAUUCUAAACUGCCUUCCUCGGUUCGCAGUACUCUUUUGGAACUGUUUGGUCAAAUAGAAAGAGAAUUUGAAAACCUUUAUAUUGAAAACUUAGAAUUGCGCAGAGAAAUUGAGACUCUUAAUGACCGUUUAGCUGCCGAAGGACAAGCAAUCGAUGGGGCAGAGCUGAGUAAGGGCCAACUCAAAACCAAAGCCAGUCACAGUACCAGCCAGCUUUCUCAGAAACUGAAGACCACCUACAAGGCCUCCACCAGCAAGAUUGUCUCCAGCUUCAAGACCACCACGUCCAGGGCAGUGUGCCAGCUCGUGAAGGAGUACAUCGGCCACAGGGAUGGCAUCUGGGAUGUCAGUGUGGCGAGGACGCAGCCUGUGGUGCUGGGGACCGCGUCUGCCGAUCACACGGCUCUGCUGUGGAGCAUUGAGACGGGGCGGAGCCUCGCCAAGUACACGGGCCACGUGGGGUCAGUAAAUUCCAUUAAAUUUCAUCCAUCAGAACAGUUGGCUCUCACCGCUUCUGGAGAUCAGACCGCCCAUGUCUGGAGGUAUGCGGUUCAGCUGCCCACUCCUCAGCCUGCAGCCGACACUAGUCUCUGUGGCGAGGACGAGGUGGAGUGCUCCGACAAGGACGAGCCCGAUGCAGACGCGGAUGCAUCCAGCGACUGUCCCACCAUCCGGGCGCCACUGACAUCACUUAAGAGCCACCAGGGAGUGGUCAUAGCCGCCGACUGGCUGGUCGGGGGCAAGCAGGCGGUGACGGCCUCGUGGGACAGAACGGCGAACCUGUAUGACGUGGAGACGUCGGAACUUGUUCACUCCCUGACAGGGCACGAUCAGGAGCUGACGCACUGCUGCACACACCCGACCCAGCGGCUGGUGGUGACCUCCUCCCGCGACACGACUUUCCGUCUGUGGGACUUCAGGGACCCUUCCAUCCACUCCGUGAAUGUUUUCCAGGGCCAUACGGACACCGUGACCUCUGCCGUGUUCACCGUAGGAGAUAAUGUGGUCUCCGGCAGCGACGACCGCACCGUGAAGGUCUGGGACUUGAAGAACAUGAGGUCCCCCAUCGCAACCAUCCGCACGGACUCUGCCAUCAACAGGAUCAAUGUGUGCGUUGGCCAAAAAAUCAUUGCUCUCCCCCACGACAACCGCCAGGUGAGGCUGUUUGACAUGUCGGGUGUGCGGCUGGCGAGGCUCCCACGCAGCAGUCGGCAGGGCCACAGGAGGAUGGUGUGCGGCUCGGCCUGGAGUGAGGACCAUCCCGUGUGCAACCUGUUCACCUGCGGCUUUGACCGGCAGGCCAUCGGCUGGAACAUCAACAUCCCGGCACUGCUGCAGGAGAAGUGA